AUGCCUCUCCGUCAGACCCUGCUCAGCUUUGCUGCAGCACUUGCGUCCCCGAAACAGCAUGAACUCAAAUCCAAUAGACGGUCCAGUCUUUCACGAGCUUUGAGCUCAAAUUCAUCUGACACAUCCGACACUAUUGAAGUUGAGGUUACGGAGCCUCCCCUGCAACUCCCUACCCCUGAUGAGACUGCAACAGAAUCAUCCAGUGUGGCAAGCAGCCAGGAUUUGUUGAAAGCACAAGGACGACGCGUCAGUAAGCGCAUGUCGAAGGGCAGAGCUAUUGACCGACUGUCCUCGGCGAAGAAGGGUCAAGAGCAAUACAGGACAGUGUCCGGGGAGACUCUUGUCAAUAGCGUGAAUGCAAGCCAGGAUAGCUUGCUCAAGAAAGGUGUCGACGCACUAGACUUGCCAUGGAAUAUGAGCGACGUCUUCAACAUUGGUAGUAAGGCUGAUCUCACCAAAUCCACAAAUCCAAAGGUAGCGGGGAGCACAGAAACUGUAAAUACCAUGGCAGAAGAAGACUCGGAAGACUCGGAAGACGAAAAAGAACGCGCAGCUAAGGCCGCCGCCAAAAAGAAGAAAAUCGAACAGAAUAACCGGCUGUGGGAGAAGAGGAAGAAGAUGGCCGAGAAGAAUGCCACACGCCGGUCCUCCAGAGCUCCGACACUCAGCAGGGCCGCUGAAUUUGCUUCAGGGAUUGCCGAAACCGUCCUGGGCAAACGCAAGGACCGUACCAGCGAUCUUAGAGGCAGCCUGAGACCCCGGAGUGCCAUGGAGCAAGGCGCAGCGGUGGCAGAUGAGCCCAUCGCGAAGAAGCGGCGGGUCACUGACAACGUUCUGCCCUUUGCCCCACAGACUACCACGACAUCGCCUCUCAGCAAGAAAGCACCUCGCGCUCCUAAGGACAAGAAGUGGCUGACUUCCGGCCUCUACGCGGGUCAGAAGCGCCAGUUUGACGCCCGCCAUCAUGGCGGUACUAAAGGCAAACGGAAAAGCGCUGGAGAUGCUGGCGCCGAAAAGGAGAACUCGAUUUUGCCGUUACCCAUGUUCUUCGGCGAGCGUCUUCUCAAUGAAGGUCGUGACUUCAAGCUUCCUUUCGAUGUGUUCUCGCCUCUGCCACCUGGACAGCCCAAGCCGGAUGAGUGGCGGAAGUCGAACAAGAAUAUCUUCGUGGGCGACGCUGCUCAAGAAUGGCGCGUCAUUAAAGAUAUGGAGUAUUCGGCCUGUAUCUGCACUCCCGAGACUGGAUGCGACCAAGACUGUAUGAAUAGGUACAUGUAUUACGAAUGCGACAGCAAGAACUGCAACUUGACUGCCGAGCAGUGCGGCAAUCGGGCAUUUGAUGACCUCAGGAAACGCGUCAAGAAGGGUGGGAAGUACAACAUUGGUGUGGAGGUGAUCAAGACCGACACCCGUGGGUACGGCGUCCGAAGCAAUCGCACAUUCGACCCAAACCAGGUCAUCGUGGAAUAUUCGGGCGAGGUCAUCAACCAGGAUGAGUGUGACAGGAGGAUGCGAAAAGAAUACAAAAACAAUGAGUGCUACUACUUGAUGCUGUUUGACCAAAACAUGAUCAUUGAUGCGACGACGAAGGGGUCUAUUGCACGCUUCGUCAAUCAUUCAUGUAACCCAAAUUGCCGCAUGGAGAAGUGGACUGUCAACGGGAAGCCACGCAUGGCGCUAUUCGCCGGCGAAGGUGGAAUUAUGACCGGCGAAGAAUUAACUUACGAUUACAACUUCGAUCCUUUCAGCCAGAAGAAUGUCCAGGAGUGCAGAUGCGGUGAGGAACGUUGCCGCGGUGUUCUUGGUCCCAGACCUAAAAAGGAUGAGCGGAAGAGCGAAGAGAAAGAAGACGAGCCAAAAGAAAAGAAGAGCCUUAAGAGGAAAGUCGCCGACGCCAUUGGGGACGCGGUCGAAAAGGUCACGAAGAAGCGGAAGACUGAAACGCAAGUGCAAGUCAAGACGACCAAAGCUCGAAGCAGAAUCUACUCGAACAGCCCCAAAAAGACUACAACUUUCACAGCAAAGGCGAAAGCUGUAGCGAAAGCCGUCCGUGGCUCAUCUGCUAGUCCUAUAAAAGCCAGCACCGGGCUGGCUCGCAACCCCUCGAAACUGAAGAGGAUGGUCAACGGGGCGAAGGAGCGAGCGACGAGUGCGGCGACGAGUGCAAAGGCCAGCGCAGCCGCCGGCAUACAGAAGAGCAGAAGCGGUAGACGGAUUGUGUCGACUACUUCGGCCACAGAAGCUUUGUUGGAGAAAGAAGUCACGGAGCAAAACGGUACAAAAAGGACACAGUUGAAGAGCAAAGUGGGAAGUGUCAAGACGUCUGUGGUCAAAACUAUGCGCGGUCGACAGAGUGGUCAAGGCCGAAGUAUGAGAGUGGUUGAUAGUGAUGAGUGA
Molecule: messenger RNA, 2397 nt
Organism: Cyphellophora europaea CBS 101466
Lineage: Eukaryota; Fungi; Ascomycota; Eurotiomycetes; Chaetothyriales; Cyphellophoraceae
Exons: 2
Coding region: 1-2397 (798 amino acids)
Biological process (GO): regulation of DNA-templated transcription
Cellular component (GO): chromatin; nucleus
Molecular function (GO): protein binding; histone H3K36 methyltransferase activity
Source: RefSeq, a predicted model, not a curated record